UUUUCGAUCACAUCAUCGCCAUCAAUCGUUGUUGUCAUUUGUCAAGGUUUUGUUGUUUUGAUUGCAUAACAUAAUCCUCCAUUCUAUAUCGAUUAUUGGUCAAUCAUCAAAUGAAAUAAAAAAAACGGAUUUUGAUUUCCGGAAAAUGAUCAACGGAUAAAUUUAUCAAAUAUAAAAAUUGACUGGAUUUUUAUAUAAAUAUUGAAAAAAAACGAAAACAACAACAACAACAAUAAAAUUGAUAUAUAAACAAGCGAAAACGCACUUCAUAAUCUCACCAUAAACGGGCGGGAGUGUACAACAAGGUGGCUGACGAUUUGGCAGUAAAUUCUGUGGGCGAAAUUCGCGUUGGGCCAGCACACCAGGCACGCUUGCCCGAUUGCAAACUGGAUGUGUCGCCUCGUGAGAUGCCCGAAAAAUGCGAAUUAUUAGAAGAGCUGAGAUGGAUGCCUGGACUAGAAGAAUGCGAUCUAAAAAUGUAUCUGCGUGCGGCUAGAAGCAUGGCUGCAUUCGCCGGUAUGUGUGAUGGUGGAUCAGCUGAAGAUGGAUGUCUAGCCGCUUCCAGGGACGAUACAACUAUAAACGCUUUACAAUUGUUGCACGAAAGCAAUUACGACACUGGUAAGGCUCUACAAGCUCUUGUCAAAAGUCCAGUGCCAAAAGGCAUUGAUAAAAAAUGGACUGAAGAAGAGCAGAAACGAUUCGUUAAAGGUUUACGAUUAUAUGGAAAAAAUUUCUUCAAAAUUCGCAAAGAAUUAUUAUCACAUAAAGAAACGCCCGAUUUGGUCGAAUAUUAUUAUCUUUGGAAGAAAACUCCACAAGCGGCUUCGGCACGACCACAUCGUCGUCAUAGACGUUGUGUACUUCGACGAAUCCGUACACAAAACAAUAGUAAUAAUAACAGUAAUAAUCCUAAUGUUCAAAACAAAUCAAAUUCGAACAAAGAUAACGAUAACGUAGCCGCUAGUUCUGCAAGUGAAGACGAAGCCGAUCAAACUGACGAUUCGGAUUCACAAAUUAACAGUGACCUUGCCUGUAGUAAUUGUAAUACAAUAGCCAAAGAACUACAUCAAACAGGCAAAGAUCGUUCAUUGUUGUGCAAUGAAUGUCGAAGUUAUCUGAAAAAAUUUGGUGAACAUAGACCUAUUUGUGUUAAUAAAUCAUCAUCAACGACAACAUCGACAACAACAACUGCAACGACCGAUCUAAUUAAUAAAUCGACAUCUUCCAAUCUACAUAUUAAUAAUAAUAAUAAUAAAAUGGAAGAUGAACAAUUCUCAACGACGGCAAGCCAAUUGAGUAAUGGCAAACCAAAUUUACGUGUACGACGAAACAAAAGCGAUAAAAGUAGUAAAUUUGAAUUAAAUCGCGGUAAUUCAAAAUCAUCUGAAAAUAGUAGCCCUGAACGUAAUAGUGAUGCAAAUCCAUUAGAAAAUGAGACAACUAAUGGUGAUGCUACUUCCGUUACAAUUUCCGGUACUAGUAAUGAUAAUAAUAAUGAAAACAAAAAGAAUGAUACAAUUCUUAACAUCAGCAAUAAAAAACGACAUUAUUCCAGUGUCAAUAACAAUGACAAUUUUAAUGGUUGUGAUGGCAAUAAUCAACAACAAGAAUCAUCAACAAUAAAUGAUGAACAGCUGGACAAUGAUAUUAAACGGAAAAAAUUAUCAUCAUCAUUGGAUGAUGAUGAUGAUGGCCUUGAUUCCGAUCAAAGUAAACCGGAUGAAUCGGCUAUUAAUCUAAAUGAAGAUGUAAAUAAAAUUAUCGAAAAAAUCAAAGACAGUUCACCGGAAAAUGAUUCACAAGAUAAUGAUGAUGAUGACGAUGAUAAUAGUGGUACAGCAGCUAAAAUGACCAAAAGUGAAUAUCGAGAUUCAGAUGAUGCCGAUGGUACGAAUAUGACUGAUGUUUCUGCCAAACUAGAAUCCAUUGAAUCGAAAAAUGGUCUAGAUACAAAAGAUUCUGAUGAAACAAAAUUCUCCGAUAGAAUUCGUGAAGAUGAUGAUCAAAUGAUGAUGAAAUCGACCAAAGAUGAUUCGAAUGAUGGUGGUCAUUUGGAUGGUCAACAAAAAUCCGAAUCAUCAUCAAUUGAGCCAUCAUCAUCUGAUCAUUUGGAUCAUAAACCAACACUGAUCAAAGAUGAACCACCUUAUUCACCACCACAAGAUCUAUCAUCGUCUUCAUCAAGACAAGAAAAACCAUGUCUGGCCGAGCAACAUAAUCCCCCCGUGCCUUUCUCGACCAUUUCAAUGAUUCGUGGCAGUUCAUCACCCACAAUGGCAUCAACGAUAUCAUCGAUCAUCAAAAAAGAAGACAAUGUUACCGCUGUCAAUUAUUCGACAACGAGCACAACUAAUUCAUCAUCAAUAUCAGCUUCGACUAAAGUGUCGCCCCCAUCAUCAUCAUCAAUGUCGCCAUCACCUAAUCAUCAUCCUGCUCAUCAUCCACUUCAUCUUGGUGGUCCACCACCACCAUCGCUCCCACCACCAAUACCGCCCACAUCAUCAUCAUUUAACUUUCCUCCAACAUUACCUCCGAUGCCACCGAUACCAUCGGAUCGAUCCCAAUUCCCAUAUCUAGUACCACCAUUGAAUUUUUCAUCGCCACAUCAACACGAUCCGACUUCGAUGAAAUCGAUCAGUGAGAAGGAUUCCGUUAAUGUUGGUCAAUCGACUGAAACGUUAAAAGGUUCACGUGAUGAUAAACAACGUGAUGGACAAGAAACGGGGAGUAAUAAAUCUGGCAACAGUGGUAAUAAAGGCGAAAGUGGUCGAAGCUUACCCAGUCCAAGAACAUCGGCGCCCAGUUCAUCAGCUCCUAGUUUUCCUUCAUUAGUGCCACCAUUUAUGACAUCACCAAACGAUCCAUUUUUAUUAUCGCAUCCGAAUUUCCCAGGUCUGCCACCCGGUAGUGAUCGUUUGCCUUUCAAUCCAAUCAUGAAUUAUCCACCUGGAUUUCCACCCGGAUUGCCUGGUCUACCGUUUGGUCUGUGGUCUCAGUAUCCUGCAGCGACACGUCUACCACAAGGUGCAUUUCCUUCAUCAUUUUUACCACCACCGCCUGGCUCGACAACAUCUGGUGGUAAUAUCGGCGUUCCAGGUUCUUCGGCUGCUGCUUCACAUUCACCUCAUUCGCAAAUGUCAUCCAAAUCUAAGUCUCCCAUUACAUCGCAAUCGAGUUCACAUCAUGGUUCAUCAUCACAUUUACCAUCAAAUAAAUCCCAUGACAAUAAAGAUGUAUUCGAUCCAAGAAGAGAUUUCUAUCAACAUGAUGAAGAGGAGUUUGAUAGUUCAUUCUUGCAUCGUGGACCUAGUCCAGAACCGAAAAUCGAAGAUAGUGAAUGUCAUCGUAGUCAUUCGGCCAUAUUUUUAAGACAUUGGAAUCGUGGCGAAUACAAUUCUUGUGCACGAACAGAUUUAACAUUCAAACCGGCACCAGAAUCGCAUUUAUCUCGUAGACGAGAAGAACGUGCACGUAAAGCUGCCGAAAAAGAACGUGAAGAGCAUAAGAAAUCUUCGGAAAAAUCUGCCGCUGAAAUGAAAUCCAAUCAUGGAUCGAAUCCACCCGGUAUGGUAGGUGACAAUGCACAUCUCGGUUCGAUGGGUGGUCGUCGUACGCCCAGAAACUUUGACACACCUGCACUUCGACAAUUAGGCGAAUAUGCUCGACCUCAUACAGCGUAUUCACCAUUUUCUCAUCCUUCACUUGGCCAUCCGAUGAAUCCGAAUUUACCUCUUAGUUUACAUUCCUCUGCUGCCGGACCAUCUGGCCAAAUCGAUCAAAUUACAUUGGCACAAUUGAUGCUAAAAGAACGUUUGGAAGCAGAGGAGAAACAAAAAAUGAUGGAAAAACAAAAAGAAAUGGAACAAAUGAAAUCACGUUCACAAUCACAAACACAACAACAUAAUCCAGCACCGCCACCACCACCACCACCACCCACUAUGCCUUCGACUUCUUCAGCCGCUGGAUCGUUGUUCGAUCCACAUUUAUUAGAUAUGCAAAGACGUUUGGCACAAUCGACAGCACCGAGUAUGCCAAACUCUUCUAUGGCCAACAAUCCAAACACAUCAUCAGCAAAUGCAGCCAUGUCACUCGCCGGUACGAAUCCAGGAUUGAAUCCGUUCAUGUUAUUCUCACCAAAUGAACGAAUUCAACAAAUGGCUGCAGCGGCUGAUGCUGCUCGAUUUCAAGCCAAUGCUGAUCGUCUUGGUGGUUUAAGUGCUGAUCAUAUCUUCCGGUUACAAAUGGGUCUAGCCAAUCCCGAUGCAUUACAUCCGGGAGCUUCUGCGCCUGGAUCUGGUGGUCCAGGCCCUUCGUUUCAACAUCCAUCACAUCCAUCCUUGCAUCCAUCGUCUGCCAGUGCUCAGAAUGCUGCAGCAGCGGCAGAACAAGCGGCUGCCGCACAGGCUGCAUUGGCAAAUGCAGCUGCGAUCGGCAUGCCAGGAUCACAAUUUGAUCCGGCAAGUUUACAUGCUGCUGCGGCUGCUGCAGCUGCUGCAGGUCAUCCAUUGCUACAAUCAUCUGCAUAUCCAUCACGUCCGGCUUCGAUCAUACCUAGACCAUCCGAAUUGUCACAACAAUCAUCGUUGUAUAGAUCAUUUGAAGAUCAACUAAAUCAUCAGUUUUCGGCUCAAGCUUUAUCAGCUCAAUCACAAGCAUUACAACAUGAACAAUUUCAACGACAAAUGCUAAUGGAACGUGAGCGUUUAAUAGUACAUCAACAUCAGAUUCUUCAAGAAGAAUUUCUAAGACAACGAGAAGCAGCCAGUCGAAGGCCAAUGUAAAUAAUACGCAUCAAAUUAAAUUUUU
Dermatophagoides farinae (American house dust mite) is the source of this 4809-nucleotide messenger RNA. The record is from RefSeq and is a predicted model, not a curated record. Lineage: Eukaryota; Metazoa; Arthropoda; Arachnida; Sarcoptiformes; Pyroglyphidae.